AUGAACUCUUUCAAUAUUGAAAUUCAUGCUGAAAAUGAUUUACAUGAAAUUAGAGCAUUUAAAUCUUUUUUUUUAUGUCAUAAAUCAAUAAAUAUGAUAAAUGAAUAUCGGACAAUGUGUUCGCAAAGUAAUAAUAAAUUAUAUAUUGAAGAAGGGAAUUUAAAAGUACAUGGAUCAAGUAUACAAUGGCCAUGUACAAUAGUAUUAGGAUUUGAUCGUGAAACAAUCCAAGCAGCACACAUUUUUAAACAAACUAAUAUUCAUUCUGUUUAUUGUCGACUUAUAUCAUUUACCUGUCCAUUGUACAAACAACAACAAAAGCUAUUUGAUGUUUUUGAAGAAGAAGAAUUAAUUGCUCGACGAGAUCUCACUAUUAUUGAACAUAAACUAUUUAAAAUAUUCGAUAGCAGAAAGAAAAUUGAACAACCACAAUUUGUAUCUUCAUUUACCGAUUUUAUAGAUAACAUAAAUACUAAAUUCCAUUUUGAUAAAUGGACUCAUUUGAUCGACUAUAACGAGUUUUAUCUUGCUGGUGGCUCUGUAGUUACAUGUUGCCUAACCAAUGCUCAAGUAUUUGACGGUCAAGAUUGUGAUUUUUUUUACAAAGGCAAUAAUAAAACAAAUUUCUUGAAAUCAGUCAAAAUAAUUCAAAGUAAACUAAUGCAAUGUUACUUUGUACAACGUACUAAUCAAGCUCGAAGUCGUAUUGUAAAUUUGGUUAUUCGAAUAAACACCAACGUUGAUAGUUUAUUCGAAAAAGAGAAGCAGGUCAAACUACAAUUUGUAUAUAUACAUGGUAAUUGCUCACCUUCGUCAGUUCUCACUUCGUUUGAUAUGGACUUACCUCAAUUUAUAUUUAAUGGCGUAAAAGUACUUGCUACAUCUGCAGCAAUCGAAUCUAUACGAACAAGAACAAUUAUUCAUUAUGGUUUAACUCGAGAUCAUAUGGAUUUUCCACGUAUAGCCAUUCGCAUUAAUAAAUAUUUGAAACGAGGAUUCAAAUUAUUGGUUCCACAUGCAUUUUCGACAUCCGAAUUCCUUCAUUGUUCUUUACAUAUCGGCAAUCAUACACAAGGAUCUAUCUAUUACGAUAAUUAUUAUUUCGAUUCUUUCAACAAUGUUACUGGUAGCAAUGCGAUAUUUGAAUUAGGAAAAAGAAAUUGUGACAUGUUUGAUAUUCAAAAUAAAUUUUGUUUUGAACUCAUGUCAAAUAUAUAA
This is a messenger RNA of Rotaria sp. Silwood2, 1218 nucleotides long. NCBI's taxonomy places the organism in Eukaryota, Metazoa, Rotifera, Eurotatoria, Philodinida, Philodinidae. The record is from the annotation of a GenBank genome assembly.